Messenger RNA from Aspergillus terreus NIH2624, 1752 nucleotides. RefSeq names its product anion exchange family protein. The transcript is spliced from 7 exons. Gene Ontology annotation, biological process: borate transport; transmembrane transport; monoatomic ion homeostasis. Gene Ontology annotation, molecular function: solute:inorganic anion antiporter activity. Bases 1 to 1752 code for a protein of 583 amino acids. Lineage: Eukaryota; Fungi; Ascomycota; Eurotiomycetes; Eurotiales; Aspergillaceae. Gene Ontology annotation, cellular component: plasma membrane. The record is from RefSeq and is a predicted model, not a curated record.
AUGGCGGAACCUGAUCCCAACCGGAAGGCUUCUUCCAUCUCUUAUACGUACGACAACCUGACCGGAUGGAGGCGACUGCGUCCCUUGCGCCUCUUCCGGGGUAUGUAUCACGAUGUACGCCGUCGCCUGCCAUACUACUGGAGUGAUAUCCGUGAUGCCCUCACCUACCGCACCAUUGCUAGUACCAUUCGGAUGUACUUUGUCAACAUCCUCCCCGCCAUUGCCUACACGCUGGACAUGUAUCGCCGCACUGGCGAGUUCUACGGCAUCAACGAGGCGUUGUUCUCGUCUGCCUUGGCUGCCAUGGUCUUCAGCAUUCUAGGCGCCCAGCCACUCACCAUCGUCGGCAUCACAGGUCUCAUUUCCUUAUUCAACUACACGAUCUAUGAUAUUGUCGUCCAGUACGAGCCAGCCAUCUACCCAAACUUCAUGUGCUGGACCGCCAUCUGGGCUGCCAUCUUCCACUGGAUCGUCGCUGUCUGCAACCUCUGCGAUUACAUGCGCUAUGUGACGGACUUUUCGUCCGAGUCUUUCGGUGCAUAUGUGGGAAUUAUCUACUGCAUCAAAGGAGUGGAGGAGCUGGUGAACGAGUUCACUGAACAUGGCUCAACGGCCGGGUUCAUGAGCUGCAUGAUUGCCAUUUUAUAUUUCCUGACGAUAUACGGCCUGGAGAUGCUGGGAUCCAGCACGAUAUGUCGGCCGUGGUUCCGGGGGCUGCUCGCUGAUUACGCCUAUGUGAUCGGUACCAUCUUCUGGGUUGGUUUCUCGCACAUCCCAGGGAGCCUGAAAUCCACGCCAAUCUCUUUUGUCCCCAUCAGCCGGGCGUUCUACCCUACCCAGCCCCGCGGCUGGCUGAUUCAUUUCUGGGAGCUCGACGUCAAAUGGGUCUUUGCUGCGUUGCCUUUUGGGUUUCUGGUGAUGCUACUGUUCUACUACGACCAUAAUGUUAGCAGUCUCACCGCACAAGCGAGACAAUUCCCCCUGAAGAAACCGGCCGGGUUUCACUGGGACUUUUUCCUCCUUGGCUGCACGACGUUUCUGGCAGGAAUCACCGGUAUCCCCAUGCCGAACGGACUAGUUCCUCAGGCGCCAGUACAUACCGAUUCUCUCACCAUCUACGAAACCGAACUGUGCCUGGUCGCCACAGAAGAAGGGGAAGGCGCCGAGCUCCGUCGACCCAUAGUGAAAGCCACCGCCGUAGUGGAGCAGCGUGUCUCGCAUUUCCUCAUGGGGCUGGCCAUCAUCGGCACCAUGACGGGCCCGUUGCUGAUCGUGCUGCAUACCAUGCCUGCCGCCGUUUUUGCGGGCGUCUUCUUCAUCGUUGGUUGGGGUUCCAUCGAAUCAAACGGUAUCCUGCAGAAGACGAUCUUCCUCCUGCGCGAGAAUCGCUUCAUCCAGCGGGAUGAGCCGCUGUUGCGAGUAAAGCGGAGGAAGAUACUGCUGUAUAUCUCCUGUCAGGCGAUCGGCGUGGCUGCGUGCGUGGCUAUCUCGCAAACGAUUGCUGCCAUUGGCUUUCCCAUUCUCAUCAUCGCGCUGAUCCCUUUUCGUGUCUGGAUUAUUCCGAAAUGGUUCAGUCAGGAGGAUCUGGAUGUCUUGGAUGACUUAACGGCGAAUAACAGCGCCGUUUUGGCGAGCCUAGGUGGUCCUCCGCGAUUCCCUGGUGAAAAGGAAGAACACUACGGCUUGGAACGCAGCUACUCCGAGCAUAGAAGGGGGUCAUAUCGCCAACGUGCUGGGAGCAUUCAUCGCUAG